Messenger RNA from Ictidomys tridecemlineatus (thirteen-lined ground squirrel), 7849 nucleotides. The record is from RefSeq and is a predicted model, not a curated record. Lineage: Eukaryota; Metazoa; Chordata; Mammalia; Rodentia; Sciuridae.
CCCACAGAGAUGGGAGGAGGCGGAUGGAGGGAGACAGCGGCAGGAGUCCCCAUGCUCUGAGAGGAAGGCGCGGCACACAGGAGCUAUUGGCAUCACAUCUGUCAGGCCGGUGCCCAGUGCUGGGGCAAUAGGGAAUGGGGGACCCAGAAGGCAGGGAGGAGGAAUGGGAAUGUGUUGCUCAUGUUGCUGUCCUGCUAGAUGCUCAGCUCUGAAAAAUGGGUGGACUCUGAAGUGGUUGGUUAUCUUCCAGCCUGGGGAAGUGAAGUGGUGGACAGAGUAGUCAGGGAAGUGCCAUGAAUGUGUUCAAGAGCCAUGGAGAAGGGUUUGUGCCACCACUAUGCAGGGAGAACAACUUUGGGAUAGCAAUAUAACCUCUGGUCAGAGCAACCUAAGGGACUGGGGCAUGAGAUGGGGCAAUGGGGAUAUUGUCACUGUCUAUGGAGCCUGGCACAGGCUCUGACAUUGUGUGCUAUAGGGGAGGGUGAUAGUUCCUCCUGCCAAUCUGGUUUAGAGGGUUGUGCCAGGUGUGAGAAGGAAGGAGGUAGAUGUGGAGGACUUUAUUUGGGAAAACAGACUUUUUUUCUGCCAGGAACUCCUUCUAUUCCCUCUUAGGCAUAGGGAGUGGAACUACAGAUGGAGAGCAGUGUGAGACACAAAGGAGGAAGCGCGCCAUUCCUAAAACCCUAAGGAAGAUGGGUGGAGAGAGGCUAGCAGUUCUGCCUGGCCUCCAGCCAGUUCCCGCUGAAGAUGGUCAUAUCCUCUAUCCUGGUCUCCCUCUUUCAUCUUUCCAUCACCACCUGGGUCCUACUGCUUGGCAUCCAACCAACUAGAUGUCGCCACGCUUGGCAGUGCUGUAUUGGCAUGUGUACAGUGUCUCAGAUCCUGGCACUGCGGCAAACCCAAAGCCGCCAAAUGUGCUCACGACGCCACUUGGCGGCAGUGAGAGAGAGAGAGGGGGCCAUGCACAAUGGAGUGCCAGGCAUUGGGUGGAGCUCUGUGCUGGGAAGUUGCACAAGAGGAUGCCCUUAACAACUUGGCUGAGCCAGCACUUCCUAGACAACUCCAACUCUGCUGUCUCCCAACUGGACACUCACCUAGCUCCUGCCCUCACUGCUCCCAAGAAAAGGAUUUAGAUGGUACUAUACUCUGUUUGAAUGGCUAUGCAAAGUGAAACUAGAGCACAGAGGAGCAAGGAUGCCAGGCCAGUGAACUUUCUGGGCAGCAAGGACAGAAAAAAAUCCUAGGAGAGUGAAAAGAGAGCCUGGAGAAAAGCAUGCCAGCUAUAUUGUCACCAAGAUGGUACCAGAAGAGAUUUGGAAGGAUGAAAUGCGACUCAGUGUAGAACACUUGCCCAGCGUGCAUGAGACCGUCCCUGGGUUUGAUCUCCAAUACCACAAAAAAAAAAAAAAAAGAAAAGAAAAUAAAUACUCUUCAGGAGAGAUUGGAGAGGACAAAGUAGGUAGGCCUUGCUGCUGUUGGGUAGUGGAGUGGGUUGCACCAAUGUGUUGCCUAGUGCCGUAUGAUCAGUUGAGCUGUGGCUGAACCAAACCAGUUCUUUUUCCUUGGUUAAAAUGUUCAUAUUUAAACUGGGUUUCGUGGCAUAUGCCUAUAAUCCUGGUGACUGGGGGGAGGGGUGGGCAAGGUAGGAGGAUUGCAAGGUUGAAGCUAGCCUCAGCAAGUUCGCAAGCCCUGUACAUCUUAGCAAGACCCUGUCUGGGGAUGGAGCUGAUUGGUUAAGCACCUCUGAGUUCAAUCCCAGGAGCCUGCCCUACAAAAAAGUUCAUAUUCAAUAACUCUCCUUAGAAGGAUGGAGAGGUUCUUUAGACUUAGAGAGGAAGGCAGGUGUUCGGAAAACAAAGCCACCUGGGACUUGUUCUUCCAGAAGCAUUGCAAGAUUUUGUAUUUAGGAAUUUCUCAAAGGUACCCCAAAUGGAAUUGGAUAAAUUUUGUAUCUUUGAAAUGUACUCCUGAAAAUCAACAAUGAACCCUGGUAGAGGGUAAAGCCCCUGGAGAAGAACACCUAGCAUCUCUGGUAACACAUACCAGCCCCUACAAACCUUAAUCUUGAGCCACCCUCUAUAAGAAUAUCCAGUAGAAAUGGCUUUCUUUGCUUCUUGGGUAACUGGAGGUCGGCUAUAGGUCAGUGACUUGGAAGAUGUAUUAGAAAAUUUGCUUCUGGGUGACUUCAAGGAGGAGGGUGGGUGGCUCUGGGAGAUAAGAUUGCCCAGAGGGAAAUAUAGUCAUCUGUUACCCAUGCAUGCAGGCCUGGGCUGCUCAGGGCACGGGAGUUCUGAUUUCAGCAUCUCCAGAAGUGGAUGAAAGCUUCAUAAGAAGCAAGGUGAUUUCCACAGAAGAGCAGAAAACAGGAGGCACUCAGCAAGGGCAGCUGCUGCUUAAUGGAGGAGGUGUGCUCUUCUAGGUCAGAUGGAGCAGGAGCAAGGGCAGAGGACAAAGGGGAGGAAGGAACAUGGGGAGCAAAGAACCAUGCAGAGGCAAAGGAGGUUCAAGAAAUGUCUAAAAAUAUGAUGGCACCACAAAAGGAAGGAAACUAUGUUUAUGGAAAAAAGGAAAUGAGAGGAAAUGGAGGCCCACUGCCUAGAUCGGGAGGGGUUGGAGAGUGCAGUCUCAAGUUCGUUGCCCACGACUCUCCCCACAGAGCUGCAACCUCAGUUCAGCUUUAGGUCUCUCGGGCCGGUCUGCCCUCGGCACUACUACCAUGGGCCUAAAAUGGCCGCUGGUGCUCGUACUCUCCUGUCACGCAGUUGAGCUGGGCUGAGAUCCGAGACCUGGGACUCCUCCCGGCAUUCCUCGCGGGUGUGGCGUGGACUCCUUCUCCCCCAUCUUCUGGUCCUGCGAGAGGGAGACCCUUGGGUUUGAGGUGAGACCCGAGGCAAAGCCGGCGGGUGCUGUGGCUGCGAAUGGCAGGUCAUCCCAGGUAGCAGCUCCUGGUCUCCUGGGGUAGCAAGUUGUAGUGUGGGGUGUUGAGACGAAAUUUGUUGCAUGACCUGCUUUCUAGGGACAUCUUUGGGUUGAGAACGUCAUCAAUAGUGGAAUGGAUUUAACUGGAGACCAAUCACUGUAGGAGAACGUUUAAAAUCUCGCAGACAGAGCCCUGUAUCGCUGAGGCAAAGAUCUGCAAGUCUGUAUGCGUCUCAGUAAAUUCAUCCAGAGUUAGAGUCUCUGCUUAGCCGUUGCCCAGCACGCUGAACACCUUUGGGCGCUAAGAAAAUGUUUGUUGCAAAUGAUCCUUGCAGAUAGCAUGGCCCAGGGCUUGAUUGAGGUGGAGCGAAAGUUCAUUCCAGGGCCUGGCAUAGAGGAACGACUGCAGGAGUUGGGGGGCAUCCUAGAGCACCGGAUCACCUUCCGAGACACCUACUAUGACACCCCUGAGCUGAGCCUGAUGCGGUCUAACCACUGGCUGCGACACCGAGAGGGUAGUGGAUGGGAGCUCAAAUGCCCUGGAGCAUCAGGUAUCUCAGGACCCCACACCGAGUACAAGGAACUUACAUCUGAACCUGCAGUUGUGGCCCAGCUCUGUGAGGUGCUGGGAGCUAAGGGUCUGGGGGAUGGAAGUGUGGCUGCUGUGCUGGGUCCACUAGGGCUGCAGGAAGUAGCUAGUUUUGUGACUAAACGGAGUUCCUGGAAGCUGGUAUUCCCUGGAGUCAAUGAAGAGGAGCCAAUGCUUAAGGUGGACCUGGAUACAGCGGACUUUGGCUACGCUGUGGGUGAAGUAGAGGCCCUGGUACAGAAGGAGGCUGAAGUACCAACUGCUCUAAAGAAGAUCAAUAGCCUCAGCAGCAUGCUAGGUGUGCCAGCACAGGAGAGGGCACCUGGCAAGCUCAUCGUGUACCUACAGCAUUUCCGUCCUCAGGACUAUCGGCGCCUGCUAGAAGUAAACAGCUCCACAGAGGACUAAACAUCCCGACAGCAGCCUGGGCUAGGGGUGUCACUUCCUAGAAGAGAAAGGGAACUCUUGGUCCAGCAGGGGCCACAACUGGCCUCACUGUGCCUCUUCCCUCCCACCUCCUCUCCCUAUACCUCUGCCUGUUCUUUCGUCCUAUUCUCAACAACCCGUUCCUUGAGCCCUCCCUGGUUGCCUCCUCUCUCUCAUCAGUCAGAUGCAAUCUGUGGGCCGCCCCUCUCCCCUGGCCGCUAAGCAGCCUCCAUUGAUUUCCGCUCGUGUUUAUAGGAUUUCCACUUAGCCGUGAUCAGUAGUUAAGCACAGGAAAAUCCCUUGCCACCCCCCUCCCUUGGUCGAUGCCAUUGAUUCUGCCAGCGGCUCCGAAACCGCCUUACAGCUGAGUUAGAGAUGAGGGGAGGCAGCAGGGAUUUCCCUGCUUUGGGGUGUGGGGAAUAGCAGGGUGGGGAAGUGGUUGGGAAUUCCUGUUAGAAAUCAGAUCUUGCUUUGAUUUUGCCACUGUGUCCAUCUCUGGCCCAGAGAGUAGAGUGCUUCCUGUGACAGCUUAGGGGCAAAUUUGCUCCCUAACCUUGAGGGGCAGAGGAAAACCCUGGUGUGCUUGAGGUUGAUUCUCAAGGUUCCCAGAAAGAUUCUUGGGACCCUGCCUAUGUGAGAAGCCUCUUCCCUUGCUGUUAUUUAUACAUAUUUUUCUACCUCAAACAUACCCAGAUUAUGGCUUUAUGCCCCCCUCGGGCUUUAUUUGGCUGCCAUUAUUUGUGGGGGAGGGGAGCAGACCCACAGUUUUGCAGUGAUUAAUGCAGAACCAGGGUGCCAUCUGCUGGUAGCCCUCAGAGUUGGUUCCCCACUGCUAGGAUCACAGGCUUUGGGAUGCAGGAGGAUUUCAGGCAGAGAAGAGUUAUUGCCACGUUUCCACAGGCAAGUUGUUCACCUCAAAGAUCUCUUGUACCGAUUGGCCCAAGUGGUUGUAGGUCAGGCGCAGCUUUAGCCGCAAGGGGGCCUAGAAAUGGGAGAGUGGAGACCAGAGUUAGUGCCUGUGACUUCUCCCUUCCCUAGGUCUUUCUUACCCAUGGGGCCCUGGAACUGACCUUGUUAGGAUUGAGGAUUCUGAAGAGCUGGGUGAUGGGGAGGCCGCCCCAAGCUGGAACUGUGUUCCCACUGGGGGCCUGCAGCUGCAGCUGGAAACUCUGAACAUGGGAUUUGGGCAGAACACAGUAAGGCAGCUGGCCGGGCUCAGGCAACCCCUCCACACUCAGUGGUGCCAAACCCUCUUCCCAUUAACUCCCCAGGUACCUGUCUCUGCUGUCACUCCCUUCCCAUCUCAUCCUGUCUCCCACCCACCUCUACUCCUUCCUGGAGAACCUAGGCCACCUCUGAAUCCUGGUAUUUACAAACCUUGGGCACAGCUGCCUGGCAGAUGAAGUGGGUGACAUCACCCUCUGAGGAGUUGGUGGUGGUGACGGUUACUAAAAGCAAAGCAGGGGAUCCAGGUGGUCGAGUGAAAGACAGAUUGAGCUGUACUCCCUCACGCUCAAACACUUUGAGAUUUGGAAUGGGAGCUAUAUAGCAGGGAAAGAGAGGCAGCUCAGUGUGCAGGCUCGAGAUAACACGUUCAUUCAACAACAAAAAAAAACAGUGAGCACCUUUUAUCCCUAUACUGCCCAAGAUGCUUGACAAGUAGACGACUGACAGUAUAGUGCAGGGAGAGGAGCAAUAACAGAGAAAAUAAGCAAGAUAAUUAGGCUGGAAUGGGUACUAUGAGGGAAAUAAAUUAGCCGGAGUAACUGGGAAGGACUAAUUUAAAUGGGAGUGGCAGGGAAAGGCAUAUGACAUUUCAGGCUGGAGUGCCUUCCCCAACCAAGCCAGUCACUUGAUGUGCCAAGGAAAUAACAUUUUGUGUAAAAAGAGCAUGAAAUGCCAAGGCUUAAGAUGGGAGGGUUUGAGGGGGCCAGUGGGGAAGUGGGAUGAGAUGGGGUGGGGAGGAAGCAGGGCCCUGCUGGCCAGGGCUAGAAGUCUAGAACAAAGAAGACACUGCAGCCAGGAGAGGACUGGCAUGACUAAGUGAACCCUUUUACCUACGAAAAAGAGGAUGGGAUACGGGCACACAGGAGGGAAAGGGUUUAUGAGCUUCACUCAGCACAGAAGCAGAGAUGGCACAUUCUCACCUACCUUCUCUAAGACUAGACUCUUUCCUGAGGCUUACCUGGAGGUGGCAAUGCACAGGGAAGGUCAAGGAGGUGUACUAAGGUACCUCCUGGGGAUGGAUCCAGAGGGGGAGGAUGCUGGGCAUCCUCAGGAGUGUCAUCCAGGAGAUCUAACAGGUCCAAGAGCUUUGAGGCCCAUGGGAAAGGGCAGAAGGGUCAGAACUUGGCAUGGAAGCCCAAGCCAGUCCUUCUCAUCCCAAGGCUUCCAGUCUCCUCACCUGGGGCUCUGUGGGGACAGGGGCUGCUGCCUUUGAAACCUGGACUGCUUCUUUGCUUUCCUUUGCCUCCUCAUCAACCUGAGGGCCACCUCGCUCCACAAGAGGCAUCUUCUCAAGGAUGGCAGCCCUGAGAGGAUGGAAUGUAGGUGUCUCUCUAGGUAGACCCUUUGCCUCUCACAAGAGACAUCUACAAAGAGUGCUCAGAACAUGGAGAUGCUGGGCACAUAGUAGAUCAGAAGUGUCCUUCUGAUAAGAUGGCAUACUGUUGCUGGUUUUCAGAUGAGCAGGGAGGGUUAGGAGGCAGCUUGCUUCAAUGAACUGUGUGGAAAGCUCUUGCAGUGGACAACAACACAGGAGAGGAUGAGACCCUUGAGGCUACAAGGGGGUAUUUGGGAGAGGGCAGGGAUCUGGGUCCCACACCGGAGCCGAUGUUUUGACAUACCUCAUGUGGUCAUACUUCCGGAAGAGUGUGUUAUAUUCUACAGCCCGCUGCUGCAGCUCUACAUCUAAGCAGCUCCCGUAGAUAGACACCACCUGGCGGAUGCGGCUGGGCCACAGAGUUGUGUGAGUUGCAAUGGCAGUUUGUCCUGCCCGUCUGCUUCAGUAUAUGGCAGAGAAGGGAGCGGUCCCACAGAGUGAGGAGACACUAAAGCAAGUCCCAAGAUAUGUAGCUCUAAAGCAAGUCCCAAGAUUGGGGGAUAAGAGUGGCGAGGGAUAGUGCAGCUAUCUGGAGAGCUUAGAAAUGGUAUGCAAGUGAGGAGACGUUUUUCUCUGGGCUGAGACCUCUUCUUACUUGUUGUCCCCUCGAAGCCGGGUGCUGAGCUUCAUGAGGGCUGUGAGUGCAUAUCCUCUGGUGGCUGGCAGGGACAUUUGGGACUGCAGCACCUUUUCUAGGAGUGCCAACACCUCCUCUUCUUCCACCUUCAGGUGUGGGUACAAGUAGUGACCUAGGAUCUAACCCUAUCUCCCUUGACAAGUCCACCCUUAGUGUGUCCACUAUGUAGGCCUUACCUGAAGGGGUUCUACUUCUUCACAGCUCCCCUCCAGCAGGAGGUCCCCAUACUCUCCAAUGCACCAGGCUGCCACUUGCACCAGUGGCUGCUGUAUGGGAGAAUCACAUCUAGGUCAGUGUUUGGGGUUCCCUCCUCUCUUCCACACUCUGAAACAUCCCCUUAUGCAGCACAAAUAUGGUGGGGCAGGGAAGGAAAUUUGUGAGCAGUUUCUGUCCUGAUGUCUGGGCUCCCACUGCCCUCUGGUGGCCUAGAUUCAGAAGUACAUGGCCUGGCCACUUGAUGGAACUGUGAGAGGGUCCCACCCUUGAGGAAGAGCAGGGUGAUGGUUUCUGCUCAUCCUACUUAAGAGGAAAAUGGAAAGUAUGCCGUGAAUAUAUAAAAAUACAUUCUACUGUCAUGUAUAACUAAAAAAAAAUUUAAAAGGGGCAGUUUAGUAUUGGGUGGCACCUUUGGCAUUCAGCAUUUGAAAUAAUAAUAAAGUAUAAUAUAUGCAUAAAA